This is a messenger RNA of Pezoporus flaviventris, 2568 nucleotides long. It is a transcript of the gene PXDC1, whose product is annotated as PX domain containing 1. Gene Ontology annotation, molecular function: phosphatidylinositol binding. The record is from RefSeq and is a predicted model, not a curated record. The transcript is spliced from 5 exons. The coding region runs from base 370 to 1065 and encodes 231 amino acids. NCBI's taxonomy places the organism in Eukaryota, Metazoa, Chordata, Aves, Psittaciformes, Psittacidae.
UCCCCCCGAUUUGAAGGGGAAGAAGGGGCCGGGCCACCCCGCUCUCCGCCCCGGGAGGGGUGAGAGCCGCUCCGCUCCCUGCCUGGGGCUAGGCGGAGCAGGGGCCGGGGUGCCCGGGCCGGCCCUUCUCCGAGAGCUGUCGUCUGUGAGGCGCCGGCGGGACAUCUCCCUCCAGCGCCGGGUGGUGGCACAGCCCCGCCGGGCAGGGCAGAGCCGGGCCGGGCGGCGGGUGGAACCCCCCUUCUCCCUUCCUCCUCCUCCUUCUUCUCCUCCUCCUCUUCCUCCUCCUCCUGUUAACUUGGCCGCGGCGGCGCGGGGCGGUGCGCUUCGCCCUCCGCCGGCUGCGGGGGAUGCGCGGGAGGCGGCGGGAUGGCCUCGGCCGUGUUUGAAGGCACCUCGCUGGUGAACAUGUACGUGCGGGGCUGCUGGGUGAACGGCAUCAGGCGGCUCAUCAUCAGCCGGCGGGGCGACGAGGAGGAGUUUUACGAGAUCCGUACCGAGUGGUCGGACCGCAACAUCCUCUACCUGCACCGCAGCUACUCCGACCUCGGCCGCCUCUUCAAGCGGCUCCUUGACUCCUUCCCCGAGGACCGGCCCGAGCUGUCCCGAUCCCCCUUGCUCCAAGGGCUCAUCACAAUAAAAGAAGCCCAUGAUAUAGAAGCCAGACUUAAUGAGGUGGAAAAGCUUUUGAAGACUAUUAUAAACAUGCCAUGGAAGUAUUCAAGAUCUGAAGUUGUCCUCACAUUCUUUGAGAGAUCUCCUUUGGACCAAGUUCUAAAAAAUGACAACGUCCAUAAAAUUCAGCCAAGCUUUCAAAGUCCAGUUAAAAUAUCAGAAAUCAUGCGAUCAAAUGGAUUUUGUUUAGCCAACACUGAAACAAUAGUCAUUGACCACAGUAUACCCAAUGGAAAAGAGAAGCACCUGGAUGUAGAUUCAGCAGAACACUUGUUCGAAAGUGUUAGUGACUUUACCUCAGAGCUAGAAGACAGUGAUGAUCCAACAGCUUAUGUCACCAAUCUGACAUACUACCACCUGGUCCCAUUCGAGACUGAUAUUCUGGACUGAAGGCUGCUUAGUGAUGCAGUCAGCCAGCAUCCAGCCGACCUCUUUGUCCAUAGGCUCUGCUAUCACCGGUGUUGCAUCUCUGUGAAUAUGGCUGUGCAGGCAGGACCAAUAGCAGAGAAGCUACAUCAAGUGCACUACAAAGCCCUCUGUUGUGUGUGAUGGAGACAUCUUGUAAGGAGGUAACUGCUUUGCUGUUGACAACAAACUCAUUUUAUGUGAAACCAAGACAACAGAGGCCUCUUGGAGCUCAAGGAAAUCUCUGCUAUGUCUGUGGGAAUUGCCACUCUGGCACAGCCAUUAGAAACUUGUGCUGUAGUAUGCUGUCACCCACGCUGCUUGGGUUGCAGUGCAAGUUGAGACUUCCUCUUUUAGGAUACCACGAGAAACUUCCCCAGAUGGCAUCACCACUCUUUUUAUGCUAUGUAAGCAAGAAGGCAAGCAAACCAGCUGAAUUUUGUCAGUUCCCUCUGCAGUUGCUUAAUGGAGGUCUUGUGGGUCACUUUUUGCUCAGCUACCGGAGGACUGGUGCCUUACAUGAGAUGUCAGGAAUACCAUUGAGUGCCUAGAGGAAACAGAACACGAGUUGACUGCUUUACUUCUUUUAAUCAUGGGAUUUUAUAGAAUUACUGAAGAAGCAACUACUCUUUCCUGGAAUAGUAAAGCAGACAGCAGCUGGCAUUGCAAUGGACUGUGCAUGAUUUUGGGGUACCUGUAUGAUUUCAGAGAUCUGGAAAGCUGAUGGGAAAGCUGAGCUGCCCUGCUAAAAAGGGUCAGGGCUAUGGCAGGCACUUGGAUAUGAUUUUUUUCAUGUGGACUAGCAAAUGUGAAUGGUGCUUACAGUUGUUUACAUCAGAGAGAGAAUUCCUCAUGCAUAUUUCUUCCCAGAGGAUGGGUAGAAAGGUAAUGAGAUUUAUGUUGUGUUCGGACUGAAAAAGAAUGGCAAGCUACGGUGUUUCUACAGCGGUAGAAAAAGCAUUCUCUCUGCUGCCAGCCUGGCUCAAGGAGCCUGUCUAGCUUUUCAACAUCUGCCCGUGUGGCUGGGAGCAGCCGUCAUUGUCAUGUAAUGCCAUGGAUUUUAGUGGAGGCAGGACAGUGGAAGCAAGAGCAGGAUUGGACCCUGCAGCCUCUUGACUACUGAGUAGUUGCAAUGUUGAAAUCUCCUCGGGGUGUCUCUCAUGAAGCACUCUGAAAUCCCAGCUCUCACUGUGAGUGCUCAACAUAAACGUGACCUUUCACUGAGUUUUUCGCAAUCUGUUUGCAAACAUGAAUUAGGAUGGAUCAAAAUGGGAAGGAAUGCAUUUUGAACUUGUUUCUUGGUAAAAGGGCUUGCUUGGUCCUGAAGAAGUUGAUACAUCUCCCUUCUGCAGACUUUCUAUCUAUAGCAUAACAGUCAAACAGAAUUUGCUAAUGUAAAUAAUAAAUUAUUGAGAAUCCUAAUUCUUUUACACAGUAUGUUUUAAAAAUAUAUUUUAAUGAAAUAAAAUAUAGCUCACCUUCAGUACA